AUGGCUCUCCUCACUCUCGUAGAGGACCGCCCGACGCCCAAGGCGGUUUACAACUGGCGCGUCUACUUUUGUGCAAUCAUCGCGUCCUUCGCCAGUUGCACCAUCGGUUAUGACUCUGCCUUCAUCGGAACCACUCUCGCCCUGCCCUCCUUCAUGGAGGAGUUCCAGUUUGCCUCCUACAGCAAGGACGGUCUGGCUCUGCUCAAGUCCAACAUCGUUUCUGUCUACCAGGCUGGUGCCUUCUUCGGAAGUCUGUUCGCCUACGUCAGCAGUUACUUCCUUGGCCGCAAGAAGAGUCUGAUGCUGUUCACUACGAUUUUCCUCCUCGGUGCCGGUAUGAUGCUCGGCGCCAACCGCGCGCGCGGCCUCGGUCUCAUCCUCGCCGGCAGAGUACUUGCGGGUAUCGGUGUGGGAGGCUGCUCCAACAUGACUCCCAUUUACAUUUCGGAGCUCUCUCCUCCCGCCGUGCGUGGACGUCUCGUCGGUAUCUACGAACUCGGAUGGCAAAUCGGUGGCCUCGUCGGCUUCUGGAUCAACUACGGCGUCGACUCUACCAUGGCUCCCAGUCACAGCCAGUGGCUCAUUCCUUUCGCCGUCCAGCUGAUUCCUGCCGGCCUCUUGCUCAUUGGAGCUCUCUUCAUCCCCGAGUCCCCCCGUUGGCUGUUCUCCAAGUACAAGAGAGAGGAGGCGAUGAAGGCUCUUUGCUGGAUGCGAAACCUGUCCCCUGAAGACAAGUACAUCAUUGAAGAGGUUCAAUACAUUGAUGCCGACCUCGAGCGCUACCGCCAGGAAGUUGGCGCCGGUUUCUGGAAGCCGUUCGCUUCUCUCAAGCAGAGCAAGGUCCAGUGGCGCUUCUUCCUUGGCGGCAUGCUUUUCUUGUGGCAAAACGGCUCUGGCAUCAACGCCAUCAACUACUACAGCCCCACGGUCUUCAAGAGCAUUGGCAUCACCGGUACCAACACCAGCUUCCUCACAACUGGCAUUUUCGGUGUCGUCAAGACGAUUGUGACCUUCGUGUGGCUUCUGUGGCUCAUUGACCACCUCGGUCGUCGCAACCUGCUGAUGAUUGGUGCCAUUGGCGGCUCUUUGUGCAUGUGGUACAUUGGUGGUUACCUCGCUCUCAACCCGGCAUCCGGAAACGGUGGCGGCCUUUCCAGCGGCGGUAUCUCCGCCAUGGUUUUCUUCUACCUCUGGACAGUGUUCUACACGCCCUCGUGGAACGGUACCCCUUGGGUCAUCAACUCUGAGAUGUUCGACCAGAACACUAGGUCCCUUGGUCAAGCUAGCGCAGCCGCCAACAACUGGUUCUGGAACUUCAUCAUCUCUCGCUUCACCCCGCAAAUGUUUAAUGCGUGGGGCUAUGGAGUCUACUUCUUCUUCGCCUCGCUCAUGAUUUGCUCCGCCAUCUUUAUCUUCUUCCUGAUGCCUGAGACUAAGUCCAUUCCUUUGGAGACCAUGGAUCGUCUCUUCACCAUUAAGCCUGUCUGGAGGGCAAACAAGACCAUUAUGGCCGAAUUGGCGGAGGAGCAGGGUUUCAGACAAUACUCCGACGAUGGAUCCGGAGAGAAGUCUGAUGAUGCGGAAAUCAACCAGGUAGAGAGGAAGGGCAGCGUUUAA
Messenger RNA from Colletotrichum abscissum, 1617 nucleotides. RefSeq names its product quinate permease. NCBI's taxonomy places the organism in Eukaryota, Fungi, Ascomycota, Sordariomycetes, Glomerellales, Glomerellaceae. The record is from RefSeq and is a predicted model, not a curated record. The transcript has 4 exons. Gene Ontology annotation, biological process: transmembrane transport; carbohydrate transport. Gene Ontology annotation, molecular function: carbohydrate:proton symporter activity. The coding region runs from base 1 to 1617 and encodes 538 amino acids. Gene Ontology annotation, cellular component: membrane.